AGAUAAAUACCGACGCUUCGUCCAAUCGGAGAGCGGCAGGGGGCGUUGACGAAUUCUUGUGUCCGCACUGUGUUUACUUCCGUCAAUAUUUCCAGCCGAGAGAGAGGCAAGAAACAGAAGCAGAAGGAGACACAACAUAGGAGUCGCUAAAGGUAUUUGUAGCGACAACGGCCCUCUCUGCUCACAAUCCUCCUGCGGGCUAAAAUGCCUUUCUUGGGCAAGGACUGGAGGUCGCCUGGAUGGAGCUGGACCAAGACAGAGCAUGGCUGGAAGAGGAUCAUCUUCUAUGGACACGAGUUGGAAGAUAACAACAGAGAGAUUGACUUAAAACAGCUCUGCAGUGACAACAAAGAGAAUCUGUUUGUCGGGGACAUGUGUGAGCUCACCACCACAAAGAGGAAAAAGGACUUCUACAACAAUAACACCAAAUCACAAUUUGUUUUCAGGGAUAAAUGGAUCUACGUGCAGAGAGGGAGCACGAAAGAACGUCAUGGAUACUGCACGCUCGGUGAAGCCAUCAACCGUCUAGACUUUUCCAGUGCCAUUCAGGACUUGAGGAGAUUCAACUAUGUGGCAAAACUUUUCCAGUUAAUAGCCAGGUCACAGCUGACCAAUUUGAGUGGGGCAGCCCAGAAAAACUAUUUCAAUAUACUGGAGAAGAUUGUACGAAAGGUUGUGGAGGACCAGUACAAUCCCCGUCUUGUCAAGGACCUGCUGCAUGACUUGAGCUCGACACUGCACAGUCUGGCGAUCCAUGUAGGCAGGUGUGUCCUCGUGGGCAACGUCAACAUCUGGUUGUGCCGACUGGAGACCAUCCUCAAAUGGCAGCAGCAGCUCAAUAACCUGCAGAUCCCAAAGCAAUUAUGCAAUGGCUUGUCAUUCAACGACUUGCCACUACACAUGCAGAACAAGAUCCUCUGCAAUCUAUCUGAUGCCUAUGACAUCAUUAACGUGGGACAGACCACGCCCACUCUGCAAAUCCUCAGUGAGGACAGGAUGCUUUGGAAGAAACUCUGCCACUUUCACUUCUCAGACAAACAGUUCUGUAGGAAUCUGGUCCUAUCCAAGAGCGACAACGUCGACUGGAAGCUGAUGUACUUCACCCUGCAGAAACACUAUCCAAUGAAGGAGCAGUACGGCGACACCUUGCACUUCUGCAAACACUGUAGCAUCCUCUUCUGGAAGGAGUGUGACCAUCCAUGCACAGCCAACGACCCUGACAGCUGCCUCAUGCCAGUCUCUCCGCAGCACUUUAUCGAUCUCUUCAAGUUCUGAACCCUCCUUGGUGUUCUUUCAAGCGAGGGAAGCGUCCGUUUACCCCUCGCUCCAUACCUGAGAGUGUGUACGAGACCAUGAUGUCGUUUACCCAAAUACAAAAGGGCUUCAACUGAAAGAGAUGAAUUUUUGUAUGUCUUAAUUUCCUUACGCACAACUGUUACCUUAAAGCAUCGAGAGGAUUAAACGGGACGAUUAUAAGAAUGUUGGUGGUGGGUGAAAUGUAAAAGAAAAAGUUUUUUCCUCCAUCUGCACAAAUGUUUGUCUUCUUUAUCAAAAAGGCUUUUUCCUGACAGAGAAAACAAUAAUAUGUAAAUGUAAUAUGAAUAUGUGAAAGGAUUUAUAUGUAAAAGAAGUUGUAGCAUGUUCAUGGUAGGUAAGUGAUGAUAGGUGUUGUUUUUUUUUAAAUGACAAAAGGUAAACUUUUUCUGUUUGGCAGAAUAAGACAACUCAUGUUGUUAAUUGUUUAUUUAAUGGGGUUAAACUAUUCUGCUCUUGCUCUGCUCUGUUCUGUUUUGGUGGUGUUUUUUCCUGCAAUAACUCAGUGCAUGUCGUGUUGGAGUCUCCGUUUACAUACUGUGUUGUCCUCUGUGAAUUCUUGCCGUGCUCCAUGUACAUUGUAGGCGUCAACACUAAGAAAUGAUAAUGUAAAGCUCCGUUAGCAGUACAAGUUUUUACAAUCUACUUUUGUCAGAGCUCGAUUAACAGACAGAGGAAAUGUAAAACAUUAUUUAUUGGGAAAAAAGGUUUUGUAUCCUUCCUUCAACUUUUUGUAAUAUUACUGUCCCCGUACUCUUGAUGGUACUAUCAUGACUUUUAUGGGACAGGUACUAGCUAUACUAUAAUUAAAUAUUUCUAAAAACCUG
Molecule: messenger RNA, 2141 nt
Organism: Acanthopagrus latus (yellowfin seabream)
Lineage: Eukaryota; Metazoa; Chordata; Actinopteri; Spariformes; Sparidae
Gene: fbxo25
Product: F-box protein 25
Exons: 10
Coding region: 205-1275 (356 amino acids)
Biological process (GO): protein ubiquitination
Cellular component (GO): SCF ubiquitin ligase complex; cytoplasm; nucleus
Molecular function (GO): protein binding
Source: RefSeq, a predicted model, not a curated record